GCCAUUCUCUAUUUUCGUUUAUUUGUUCAAUGUAAUUGUUUUAAAUUAUUAUGUAGCCAGAGAGAAUUUAAAUUUAUACCUGCAAUCAAAGCUCGUGACCAGAGCAUAGUUGCUAUUAGCUCACUUGUUAAUCUGGCUUAUUGAAAGUCGUACAAGAUGGGCAAAAAAGGCAAGAAGGACAAGAAAGGCAAGAAGGCCAAGAAAAGUGGUUUAGAACCUACAAAUGUAGAGCCAGCACUCCCGCCUGAACCAGUAUUCGAUAGGAGUGUGCCCGUCUUCUCUUUCGACAUUAUCAUAACAAGACUGGAGGUAAAGGGCGUGGUACUGGCAGAUCCUAGAAAACUGCUGGUGAAAGUUUCCUUUGGGGACAAGAAGCUUAGCCUUACAGCCAGCCGGACCGACAUAAGCGAGUUCAAGCCAAAUGCCAGCCUGGCCUUCCAGGCGGACCCACCGACUCUGGCCCAAAAAGCCGAAGAAAGUGGCCUGAGAUUUGAGGUUCAGUACGAUGAUCAAUUGGUGGGUUUAGGCGAGGCGCAACUGCCAAAAAGAUUAACUGGCAGGAUUAAGCUGGACAUGAAGGCGUUCUCCUACACAAGCACUUGCCCCCUGAAAAAGGGAGUAAAGGAGGUUGGAGCCCUGGAGUUUCUGUGCAAGCUGUUCAUUAAGUGUGGCGAUUAUGCCAGGGAUGGUGAAACCUGUCCCAACUUAAAUAGGAACAUCAGCCCCAAGGACAUAGUAUUUGUCAUCGGAAAAUCGCAGGCUAAUACCAGCUGCUGCGACCCUUGCCGAGAUGCUCUGGAGAUUGAGACGAGAAAGCAGAAGGACUACACAAUUCAAGCAAAUUCUAGUCGAUAGUUUUUCAUUAUUAUAAAGGUUAACAAUAGGCAGAAAAAAGGUCAAAGCUGAAAUAAAAAAUUACUCUUAAAAACA
Molecule: messenger RNA, 930 nt
Organism: Drosophila elegans
Lineage: Eukaryota; Metazoa; Arthropoda; Insecta; Diptera; Drosophilidae
Exons: 2
Coding region: 157-855 (232 amino acids)
Source: RefSeq, a predicted model, not a curated record